AUGUGUGGAGAAAUCAUUGGGCCAACAAUGACCAUUCUCGCACACAAUAUACAGGUAACGUUCAAUGGUAUAGCUACAGUGCUUGCAUUCGGAAGUGUUGGGGGCUUGAUAACAAAUCUUUUUUGCGGUAUUUUUCAAAAUUUCACUGCAAAUUAUCCAGAAUUGAUGCUGACAACGGCAUUUCUACUAACUGCUUUGCUUAUGUCUAUCACACCAUUUAUCGGCUCAUUAUGGCCGAUGUGUAUGAUAUUUCUGCUUCAGGGCACUGCAGGAAGUUUUGCUAAUAUGGGAGGUACUAAUCUUCUAAUCGACAUGUGGAAAACUCGUGUGGCAACGCCUUUGAAUAUAUUUCAUCUAGGAUAUGGAUUCGGUGCGAUAUUUGCAAAUUUACUUGUUCGACCAUUUAUAAAUACUGAAGAUGAAUAUCCUCAAGCUUUCAAUACAAGUAUUCGCUUUCCUUAUAUCAUCAGUGGUUUCUUAUGCUUUCUCAUCGGCAUUGGACAUCUUGUAGUCUUUCUACAAAAAUCAUCUGAACGAGAAACUGAACAAGCAGCUGUUGAGACAGUGUCUUUACAGUGUGAUACAGGAAACGAGAAGAUAGAAUUCUCUGUCUAUUCACCAAAAACAUGUGGAAAUGGCUAUUUCAAAUAUGGUCUAGUACUUUCGUUUUUAUUUAUUAUGUACAUUUUCUUUGUCAGCGGGACGGAUCAAGUAUUUGCAAAGUUUUACUUUUCCUUCUUGAAAAAUGAUCAAUUUCGAAUGUCCAGCAGCAGUGCCAGUUGGGGUGUGAUUCUUUAUUGGUUGUCCUAUUCAAUUGGUCGAUUAAUUUCUGCGAUUUUAUCGAUCUUUUUACCAGUUUAUGUUUGUUUAACUAUAACUUGGUGCGGAGGUUUGAUCCUAGCAGUAGUUUGGAACGUUUAUGUUUGGGUUUUUGGUCUAACUAUGGAAGGUCUUUUUAUUCUUGGCUCUCUUACUGGACUCAUUAUUGCGCCGCUGUUUCCAUUAUCAUUUGCGUGGUUUACUCAAAAUUUAAACUUAAUUCCACCAUUACUUGGUGCACUCCUUUGCGCGUGUGGUUUAGGAUCUUUAACUUUGCAAAAAAUCGCCGGUAUUUUAAUGGAUGUAAAUCAAAAUCAUUUUCCGACACUUUUGACUGGCUCCAUUGUUGUAACGAUGAUGUUGUUCAUUGUUUCUAAUCUGGUCAUAUUUUGUCACAAGCGAACUGUGAAAACGCGACGAAAUUCAUUAAUUAACGAAGAUGAAGACGAACAAAAUAUGGCUGAUUACCUAAAAGAUUACAACAACGUGCGAAAAAACUCAAUUAUACUCUCAUUUUAG
Adineta ricciae is the source of this 1338-nucleotide messenger RNA. NCBI's taxonomy places the organism in Eukaryota, Metazoa, Rotifera, Eurotatoria, Adinetida, Adinetidae. The record is from the annotation of a GenBank genome assembly.